AUGAGCGAUGUGCGAGUAAAUGCUGAAGACUAUUUGGCCAAGGAAAGCGGUGACCACAAAGACUUUUCUGAAAGACCAGCGUCAAAGAGCUUUCUAAUAGACUCUAUCCUCUCGACAGCUUCCAGGCAAUCUUCUCAACAAUGUCUUCAUGUUGGUGUCGAAAGAAGAACCACAAUACACAAGGCAGAAUCAGACGAUGAUUCUGGUUCAACGGAAGCUAGAAAUUCUCCAGUUGAUGGAGAUGAGGAUGAAUCACAGGAAGGAAAGCCUUCCAAGCCCAAGAAGCCCAGAACAACUUUCACCGAUAUGCAAAUAUUUCAAUUGGAAAGAACAUUUGAGACACAAAAGUACCUUUCAUCUGUCGAUCGACAUCGACUGGCAGACAUGCUCAACCUCACUGACACUCAAGUGAAGACCUGGUUCCAGAAUCGUCGAAUGAAAUUUAAACGCCAGCAUACAGAACGAGAACUGCAAACCUACACAAGACUCUCGGUACCACAACCAUUCAGAUCCUCAUUUGGCCACACACCAUAUCCUCUUCCAGUUUUCAGGCAACAGAUCUCAUCCAAAGGCAUCCUAGUGGCCUCGGCAAAUACAGAUGCAACCAACUACGGCAGUCAAUUUUCUCAGCCACUCUACCAGCCAAUUCACAGUUUGCCAAGACUUUCCUACCCUAUUGCUACUUACCAGACUGUACCACCAAGAUAUUACUGACAACAUCCAAACAUAUCUAGAUACCAAAAAAUAGAUCGAUUCAUAUUUUUGUUGAUCUGUAUUCAGUCCUGUUGUUUCGUUAAUCAGUAUUCAGUAGUAUUAAUUUACGGCUUCUAGCCUGAUGGACAUUGACGACACUGAUGAAACCCGAAGAAGUAAUAUUCAUGUAGUUCUAUCGCGGAUGAUCAUGACAUCAUGUUUCGUCUAAUUUGUUAGCUAGGUGCAUAAUUACAACUCUACGUAGCGAA
This is a messenger RNA of Corticium candelabrum, 962 nucleotides long. Its product is annotated as barH-like 1 homeobox protein. The coding region runs from base 1 to 714 and encodes 237 amino acids. Gene Ontology annotation, biological process: cell differentiation; regulation of transcription by RNA polymerase II. Gene Ontology annotation, molecular function: RNA polymerase II cis-regulatory region sequence-specific DNA binding; DNA-binding transcription factor activity, RNA polymerase II-specific. Lineage: Eukaryota; Metazoa; Porifera; Homoscleromorpha; Homosclerophorida; Plakinidae. The transcript has 2 exons. The record is from RefSeq and is a predicted model, not a curated record. Gene Ontology annotation, cellular component: nucleus.